Messenger RNA from Talaromyces atroroseus, 2046 nucleotides. RefSeq lists its product as hypothetical. The coding region runs from base 1 to 2046 and encodes 681 amino acids. The record is from RefSeq and is a predicted model, not a curated record. The transcript has 8 exons. NCBI's taxonomy places the organism in Eukaryota, Fungi, Ascomycota, Eurotiomycetes, Eurotiales, Trichocomaceae. Gene Ontology annotation, molecular function: nitronate monooxygenase activity.
AUGGACCCAGGAGUUUUGCUCCAAGUUUUCAAAGGGCUCACUGAUACAAACGUCACCAAGACCGUCCAUCGCGAUGUAUACCCAGCCAUCUCCCCUUCAAGACCUGAGUUGAAUCAGGCUGGGAAGACUGUCCUUAUUACCGGUGGUGGUACGGGUGUGGGCUCCCAUAUUGCCAAGUCAUUUGUUCGAGCUUCAGCAGACACUGUUAUCAUCAUCGGGCGCCGUUUGGAGGUGUUGGAAGAGACCGCCUUGAAUCUCCAGGAAGAAGCCAAAAAGGUCGGCACGACUACAAAGAUCAUCACCCGCUCAUGUGAUAUUGUCGAUUUAGCUCAGGUGAACUACCUCUGGGAGUACCUUGCUUUCCAGGGAAUCACAGUCGACGUUCUUGUUGCCAAUGUGGGAAGGAGCACGGAGGCAAAGUCGAUGUUGAAACUUGGAGCAGACGAGGUCUGGUCCAGAUUUGAAGUCAACGUCAAAGCUUCCAUUUAUCUUACGGAGAAAUUCUAUUCCCAACCUAGUGACAAGAAAAAGUAUUUGAUUAAUGUGUCAUCUUCCGUGAUUCACAUGACGGCAUAUCCAGGAGUGAGCGACCGUCCUGCCUACUCUCUUACAAAAAUGGCGGGCACCUUUUUCUUCCAACUCACUGCUCAGAGUGUGGCGCCAGAGAAGAUGCAGGUGAUUAGCUUUCAUCCAGGCAUGAUUUACAGCACUGGAUGGGCAGCCGCAGGUCUCAACAUUCCCCGAGAUCUUUUCGAGAGUGACGAUCUCUGCGGUGGGUUUGCAGUCUGGGCUGCCAGCGAUGAGGCACAGUUCUUGCACGGCCGGUUUGCUUGGGCGUCCUGGGAUGUUGAAGAGCUGGCUACAGGCGAGCUUCGGAAACGGAUAGAUGAGGAUCCUUAUUUCCUCAAGCCGUCAAUCUCUGGUUUGAACGGACCAAUCAAAACUCAAGCCGUUUUUAUCACAUAUCAUUUAUUCGCCAUGGCUUCUCCACAGCAACUUCGUACUACUACCACCGAUCUGCUAAAGAUCAACCACCCCAUCCUCCUGGCAGGCAUGAACGUGGCCGCAGGACCAAAGCUAGCGGCCGCCGUCACCAAUGCUGGAGGUCUCGGCGUCAUUGGCGGUCUGGGGUACACUCCCGAGAUGCUCAAGGAGCAAAUAGCCGAAUUGAAGUCAUAUCUCGUGGACAAGAAUGCGCCAUUUGGUGUCGACCUUCUUUUGCCGCAAGUUGGCGGCAAUGCGCGAAAGACCAACCAUGACUACACCAAGGGAAAGCUUGAUGAGCUUAUUGAUAUUAUCGUUGAAAGCGGCACUAAGCUUUUCGUGUGCGCCGUCGGCGUUCCGCCGAAGCACGUUGUCGAGAAACUGCACAAGGGCGGUGUCCUAUACAUGAACAUGAUUGGACACCCCAAGCAUGUCAAGAAGUGCCUCGAGCUUGGUGCUGAUAUUAUCUGCGCGCAAGGUGGUGAAGGUGGUGGUCACACUGGUGAUGUUCCUACCACCGUCCUUAUUCCUACCGUCGCCAAGCUGGUGCAGGGCCAUAAGAGCCCCCUCACUGGCCAGCCUGUGCAGGUCAUCGCCGCAGGUGGUCUGUUCAACGGCCAGUCCGUUGCUGCCGCUUUGAUGCUUGGUGCCUCUGCUGUUUGGAUUGGAACUCGAUUCAUUCUGUGUGACGAGGCUGGUGCUCCAGAGGCUCACAAGGAAGCUGUUCGCACUGCUGGUUUUGAUGACAACAUCCGAACGAUUAUUUUCACUGGCCGCCCUCUGCGUGUGCGUAACAACUCAUACAUCCAGAAUUGGGAAGAGAACCGUACCCAAGAGAUCAAAGACCUGACCUCUAAGGGCAUAGUCCCCGUCGAGCACGACCUUGAAAAUCUUCCCGACGACGUCGACGAUGAGACCUUGGACAAUGCCCGUCCAUUCCUCAUGGGCAAGGUUGCGGCGGUUGUCACCGAAAAGAAGCCUGCAAAGGCUAUUGUCGAUGAACUUGUCACAGACGCCGUUGCUUGGUUACAAAAGGGAAACAAACUAAUUGCUAAAUUGUAA